AUGAAGAGCAUUUGCCAGCAAAGAGAUGUCAAGAUCCCUGCCGGUGUCACCAUCGACAUCAAAUCUCGAAUUGUGGUCGUAAAAGGUCCACGAGGAGAAUUAACUAGAGAUUUGAAGCACGUAAACAUGGAAAUCCUUCGAGUAUCACCUGAAGUCAUGACCGUCAAAGUCUGGCACGGUGCCAGAAAGCACGUCGCUUGUAUCCGAACUGUAUGCUCCAUCAUUGAAAACAUGAUUAGUGGUGUUACCAAGGGCUUUGAAUACAGAAUGCGUUUCGUAUACGCUCACUUCCCCAUCAACGUCAAUAUCAUCGAAAACGGUACCUUGGUUGAAAUCCGAAACUUUUUGGGUGAAAAGAUUAUUCGAAAGGUCGGAAUGUUGGAUGGUGUCAAGGUUGAGCACUCUACUGGUGGUGUCAAGGAUGAAAUCAUCCUUCAAGGAAACGAUAUUCAGAACGUGUCUCAGUCCGCGGCCUUGAUUCAACAAAGUACAACCGUCAAGAACAAGGAUAUCCGUAAAUUCUUGGAUGGUAUCUACCGUGAAAAGUCGGGUUUGAUUGGUGAACUGUAG
Molecule: messenger RNA, 570 nt
Organism: Synchytrium microbalum
Lineage: Eukaryota; Fungi; Chytridiomycota; Chytridiomycetes; Synchytriales; Synchytriaceae
Exons: 4
Coding region: 1-570 (189 amino acids)
Biological process (GO): cytoplasmic translation
Cellular component (GO): ribosome; cytosolic large ribosomal subunit
Molecular function (GO): rRNA binding; structural constituent of ribosome
Source: RefSeq, a predicted model, not a curated record